UUGACUGCGUGGAGUGAAACGUCAGCCACGUACGAACGUCUGUCACCGAUCGUCUGCUGCACUGGACUGAGUUCGCCUUUUAGUUGUUUAAUAAUAAGCGUAAAAUAAGACACAAUGAGUGCUAAACUACUAUCCCUGAUCCUUAUCAUCGCCACUGCGGUGACAGCAGAAGAUGAACCAGCGAUUGCGAGGUUACUUGUUUCAAAGCAAGUGCUGAACAAAUAUCUAGUUGAAAAUAUGGAUAUUCUGGUGAAAUACACAUUGUUCAACGUCGGCACAGCGCCCGCUGUGGAUGUUAAGCUGGUCGACAAUGGUUUUCACCCCGAAGUCUUCCAAGUUGUCGGUGGACAGUUGUCGGCGCAGAUCGACAGGAUACCGCCUCAGACCAACGUCUCUCACGUAGUAACAGUCAGGUCUUCAAGAUACGGAUACUUCAACUUCUCUUCUGCUGAAGUCUCAUACAAAGCUACUGAAGACGCCACUGAGGUCCAAUUCUCCAUCAGCAGCUCUCCUGGCGAGGGCGCCAUUGUUGCUUUCAAGGACUACGACCGCAAGUUCUCCUCUCACAUUCUCGACUGGGCAGCCUUCGCAGUCAUGACCCUGCCAUCCUUAGCCAUUCCCUUCGGACUCUGGUUCUCAUCAAAGAGCAAAUACGAAAAGCUAUCCAAGCCCAAAAAGGCUCAUUAGGUAGUUGUAGUUAAUAAAUUAGGUAUAUGCUAAUGUUGUAUGUUUUGUAAGGUUGGCAGCCGUGACUGAUUAUCCAGGUGGUAAACAUUUCUGAUGUGGGUAUGCAUGAGUCAGCAGUAUUUAAAUUUACAAUAAAUUUCGAAUAUGUGUUUUAUUUUAUUUAUAACUCUCGUUAUUGAUACUCAUUUAAGUAUGAGUAAAUAUAAUAGUCAAUUAAAUAAAUAAUUAUUUUUCUGAUGGAAUUAUGAUAAAAACAAUUUCUCAUCCAGUUUGCUCGGAACAACAUACAAUAUUAGCAUAGAUCUUAUCACUCCAUUAGUUAUGUACAUCAACACCUUUGUUAAAUAUUAAUUUAUAUGAACAAUAAAACCUUUUUUAUAAGUCGA
Molecule: messenger RNA, 1073 nt
Organism: Trichoplusia ni (cabbage looper)
Lineage: Eukaryota; Metazoa; Arthropoda; Insecta; Lepidoptera; Noctuidae
Gene: SsRbeta
Product: translocon-associated protein subunit beta
Exons: 3
Coding region: 115-687 (190 amino acids)
Cellular component (GO): endoplasmic reticulum; membrane
Source: RefSeq, a predicted model, not a curated record